Capronia epimyces CBS 606.96 is the source of this 609-nucleotide messenger RNA. RefSeq lists its product as uncharacterized. The transcript has a single exon. Gene Ontology annotation, molecular function: protein serine/threonine phosphatase inhibitor activity; protein phosphatase 1 binding. Gene Ontology annotation, cellular component: nucleus. Bases 1 to 609 code for a protein of 202 amino acids. The record is from RefSeq and is a predicted model, not a curated record. Lineage: Eukaryota; Fungi; Ascomycota; Eurotiomycetes; Chaetothyriales; Herpotrichiellaceae.
AUGUCUUCGUCCUCUACUGCCGCAGCAGCCUCACCCCGCCAACUAAAUCCCUCACACAAUUCUCCCAGAACUGGUGGGACAAGACGCCUUGGAAUGCAGACCGCUUCGCCUGCCCGCCGGGCUGCCACUGGCUCUGCAACCCAGACGAUCACCCCGCUCGAAUCUGCCUCGUCGCGAUCAGUAUCUCCCGACCCACUCGUCCUACGCCUCCGUGGCGCCCACGAUGCCUCUGGAAGCAGCACCACACGUGCACAUCGUCGCCGUAUUGCCUGGGCCGAGGACGUGGUUGACAAUGAAGGGAUGGGCCGGAAGUCGAGUAAAGUCUGUUGCAUAUACCACAAGGCAAGAGAAUUCGGGGAAAGCUCUAGCGAGGACGACAGCUCAAGUGACAGUGAUUCCGGCGACAGUGAUGCUGGUGGAAGUGAUGGCCCAGAGGACGGCCGCGCGCGCUUAAGUGGAAAUAGGAGAGGAAGGAAGCAUGACCAUGGCCACCAACAUGGUGACGACUGUGACCACGGGAAGGACAAGGCCGCAAGAAAACCAAGCCCCAAUGCUUACGAGAGGAUGCCGAAAUAUAAUACCAAACGAGAGGAUACAACGAAAAGAUGA